UAAGCGCAAGAGCUUUAUCGGACGAAUUUCAAUCUUUGUCGUUUACAAUCGGAGCGGGGGAGAGAGCGGAGAAAUUCUACUUUUUAAUUCCAGAGAAGCAGAGACAUGGAAGAACCGAUCAAGGACCAGCAAUCUACUCCACUUCCUGGGUUAGGGAACUCUGCGAAACCCAAGCUCCAGCGUUAUGCUUUGCGAUCGGGAACUAAAUCCAAGGAGGAGAAGCCUCCUGUGCCUGAAUUGUCGAAUCCUCCUUCUUCUACCUCUAAAAGGGGUAGAUCUGUAUAUAGUGUGAGUAAAAGUGUUGGAGUCCUUGACCUAUCUGCCAAGGAAAAGUCUGCUAAACCACCAAGAAGGCUGUCUAUUCCAACUAAAAAUGUAAGCCCAAAUCGAAAAGUAGUUGGCAACAUUACGCCAAUAUCAGAGGUCCGGAGGACUGCCAGAAGCCAGGGGAAAAGUGACACACCUGUUUCUGACGUUCCACGGUCAAGCAGGAAAACAUUCAACACUUUAUCUUCAACAUCAUAUUGGCUAUCACAGAUCAAGCUCUCUGAAGCUGCUUCUAAGCAUACGGUGUCGCUUGGAUUUUUCAAACUUGCACUGGAGGCAGAGUGCAAGCCUUUUCGUCGGAUGCGUGAUGAACUUAAGUCCUACUUAGAACGUUGCAAACUUGAUGAAAGUGAACAAACAGUGAAAGACUUGCUUGAAAGCUACAAUACAUCUGAAGAUUCAGAGCAACUGCAGGUUUCUGAAACUUAUUCUCAGGGGCCCGAAGUGGGAACAAGGUCUUCGGAUGAUGAAGUUCAUAGCUCUUCAUCCACAGUGGAGCCUAGGAAACUUAAACCAAAAUCCUUAAACACUGAUGUUGCUGCUAAAACUACCCCAGUCACUGAUGUCAACCAGAGAAAUCCUACUACAACACCCAGGAAUAGGGGCCUCUGGAAUAAAAAUGCUGCCGCAAAUUCAACUUCAGAGACGGUGAAAAAAUCUGUGAAGAAACCCCAAAAGCCAAACAAGCAAGAACCCAUUCAAGGAAAGGAUAAGGUCACCAAACACGGAAAGAAACAGCUCAGUGGGAAAGUUCCAGCUAGUACGAGUCCUGAAGAGGAUUCAGUGCAAUCAAACAAAGAAAAUUUGGAGGAGGCCCCCCAAAUUGAAGUGAGAUCUGCAGAAGAAGUUAUAUAAAAGAGAACUUGUGCUCGUGAGAACUCAGAUUCUUGUGUUUGGUCCCUGUUUUGGUUUUUGUAAUUUGUGUGAGGUUUUGAAGUGGGGUGAUUUCUUUCAAGUACAGGAGUGAUGAAGUGAAAAGUGUCAGCCUGCGGGUAUCUUCUUAUUAUAAACAUAAUAGUUUAUAAGCUAUGUCCUCUUUUGCUGAAUACAUUUGUACAAGAGGCAUUACUAUCUUUCCCCAAAGGAAAAAAAAAGGCAUUACUACCAACUCUGUUGAAAAUUGUAAUAGUUGAUUCAUUGUUUUUUUAAUAU
Momordica charantia (bitter melon) is the source of this 1479-nucleotide messenger RNA. RefSeq lists its product as uncharacterized. NCBI's taxonomy places the organism in Eukaryota, Viridiplantae, Streptophyta, Magnoliopsida, Cucurbitales, Cucurbitaceae. The record is from RefSeq and is a predicted model, not a curated record.